Amblyraja radiata (thorny skate) is the source of this 1746-nucleotide messenger RNA. It is a transcript of the gene neil1, whose product is annotated as nei-like DNA glycosylase 1. The coding region runs from base 291 to 1640 and encodes 449 amino acids. Gene Ontology annotation, biological process: base-excision repair. Gene Ontology annotation, molecular function: DNA-(apurinic or apyrimidinic site) endonuclease activity; nucleic acid binding; zinc ion binding. The transcript is spliced from 10 exons. The record is from RefSeq and is a predicted model, not a curated record. Gene Ontology annotation, cellular component: nucleus. Lineage: Eukaryota; Metazoa; Chordata; Chondrichthyes; Rajiformes; Rajidae.
GGAAGUGAAACCUCACUUUGAGCAGAGGGGAAGAGACGCCGGAAUUAGCUGCGGUUCGUGCAAACUAAAGACUGCAUUGCAAUUUAGCCGACUUGGUGUUUAUUGUGAUUGCACUGAUCAUUUCAUGCGCGUCUGCACUUUGCUCUGAGUCUUGUUUAAAUGCAAACUUGCUCCAUUUAACUGCGCGGCCGGGCUCGUGUGCACACGCCUGCAGCUAAUCCCACGUUUAGUGCAUUAAGACUCAACUUUACAAACUCCAGGAACUUAUUUUAGAAAGGUUGCUGUGCGGGAUGCCUGAAGGCCCUGAGCUUCACAUGGCCAGCAGCUUUGUCAACAGGGUAUGCUGUGGCCUGGUGUUCUCGGGGAGUGUGGAGAAGUCAGCUGUGAGCAAGAACAUGGAGGUUCCCUUCCAAUGUGACGCUUACAUCAUCUCGGCGCAGUCCCGCGGGAAGGAGGUCAAGUUGACCCUGACACCGGUCAAACAGGAGGAAGGAUCUCCCUCGGCCACGGACGGUGAGGCUGGGUCACCCGGCCCACUGGACAUCACCUUCCGCUUCGGCAUGUCGGGCUCGUUCCAACUGGCGGCCGUGGAGGAGAUCCCCAAACACGCCCACCUCAGGUUCCUCACCAGUGGCUGCCCCAGGCAGGUCCUGUGCUUCGUGGAUCCCAGGAGGUUCGGCAGCUGGGCAGUGAACGGGAGCUGGCAGCCUGUCCGCGGACCCUGCGUCAUGCUCGAGUACGAGAUGUUCAGGCAGAACGUGCUGUCUCACCUGUCUGACAAUGCCUUCAACAAGCCCAUCUGCGAGGUGCUCCUAAAUCAGAGAUACUUCAACGGAAUCGGGAAUUACCUGCGUGCCGAGAUUCUCCACAGGUUGAAGGUUCCUCCAUUUGAGAGAGCGAGGACUGUAUUGGAAGCGUCACUCCACAAGGAACCGGCAGCUGAGUUGACCCUGAGCAAGAAGGUAAAGGUGAAGUUGGAGAACCCUGACAUUCUUGAGCUGUGCCACCUGCUGCCAAUGGAGGUCAUUAAUUUGGGGGGCAAGGGCUACAACUCUGACCGUACUGACGGAUCCUCUGCCUUUGCUGCGUGGCUCCGUUGCUAUGAUGUGUCGGGAAUGCAGACCCUCCGUGACGCCAACGGCAGGACCAUCUGGUUCCAGGGGAUCCCAGGACCGAUGGCACCAAAAGGGUCCAGAACGCCCAAAGCCAAGUCUCAGAGGAAAACUAAAUUGGAGGAGGAUAAAAAGCACUCGGUGGCAACCAAGGGUCUCGCAGCCAAGAAGAGGAAGGUGAAAGUGGAGCAGCAAAGGUCUCAUGCUGUGCCAGAGGAUGGUCCUCAGAGGAAUGCCCAGAACACCGAGGCAGCGGCUGGGGAGCAGGAGGACGAGAGGCCGGAGCAAGCCAGGAAACCAGGAGAAGAUCAGGAGCGCAAUAGGAGGAAACCAGGGGCAAAAGUCAUUGUCUAUGCCGGAGACUCCUGCAGAAUCUGGAAGACGGAAGACUCGGGCGGUGAAAUCCAGGAACAAAUAGAGAAACUUAAGAGGAUGGUCGGAUUAAAGCAGCUUUGUUUAGGUUGCAGGCGUGGAGGUAGUGGAUCAGAGCAGGCUGUGUGCUGGGAGAAUACUUUAUUAUUUGAAUAAAGCAAAAUACCACCAGGAUAAUUAUUUUUAGAUAUUUUCAAUUUUUUAAAUGUAGUCUAUCUUUUUUUAUACUAUUGAAAUAAAAUCUAACUGACAUUUUAAUGUA